Chelonoidis abingdonii (Abingdon island giant tortoise) is the source of this 4618-nucleotide messenger RNA. RefSeq names its product splicing regulatory glutamic acid and lysine rich protein 1 (gene SREK1). Gene Ontology annotation, molecular function: RNA binding. Gene Ontology annotation, cellular component: nucleoplasm. Lineage: Eukaryota; Metazoa; Chordata; Testudines; Testudinidae. The record is from RefSeq and is a predicted model, not a curated record.
AGACUGGCCAAGGCAGACCUGUUACUCUUGCCUGAGUUAGGCAUUGUUUGCCAUGCCACUAAACCUGCCGUCAAGUGAAACCUUCAUGGGGGAAAUGAGAUCGAAGUCUGGCCCGCUGAAGAUGGACGCCCUGUCUCUGUUUUUAUUUUUUAUUUUGCUUUCCUUUCUUUUUUUUUUAUUUUGUCCCUUUUUUUGUUUUGUUUUUUGUUUUUGCUGAAUCUCUUUCACUUCUACUUGUGAACUGGUUCUUCAGUUCUGUAAAAAUGGUGUUUUAUAAAGGGUUCAUGAUGUUUCAUUUUAAAGUUGACUUUCUGAUGCUGUUUAUGAGGGUGGUGGAUGGUAUAGACACCAAGUGUUGAAUUAGGUCAGCUAAAUUCUCUGUUGUAAACUAGGGAUAAUCACUGCCUUAGAGAUAUGUUUAAGCAUCUUAAUUCAACUAUGACAGGCAGAUCAGUAUUUGAUGUCUGAAGACUAAAAUAGUGAUAAAGAUAUAUCAGCUCUCAGAUGUGUGUGUUCCUUCUUAGACCAUAUUUUCAAAAGUACUUCUCUGAAAAAGCCAGCUGAAACUUUCUUUCUUAUUACUUCCUUCUUAAGAAUCUACCUUUCCAAACAAAGUCGUGGCUCUUAAUCAGUCUCUUUCCCAUGAUCAGAAGCACAGUUUUAUUUUAAGCUGUAUAACCAGCUGUAUAACCAGCACUGCAUAAUUUGUAUUAAUUUUUAUUAUGAAGAAGUUAAGAUAUCUAUUUUGGAAUGACUCUUGAGAAAAUUCUGAACAUUCUAGAAUUUUUAUUCACUGUGGGUGAAAUUCUGACUCCAUUGAUGUUAACGAAGGUUUCAUCAUUGACUUCAGUGGGCUUGGGAUUUCAUGUAUUACUAUUGUUCAAGAAAAACCUUUACCACACGUUAGUGUAAAUGGAUUCUGAGGCUUUGAUGAGAGAGUGUUCUGUCAGAUAUGUUGUCUUUUAACAUUGCUAUAUGUGGGAAGAUGGAAACAACUUUUUGUUUUUGUUGUUUUUUUGUUGGGGAGGUGUUUGUUUUUUAACAUUUACACAUUAGAAUGGCAUUUUCAUUUAGAUGCAACAGAAAGGAAUUUUCUAAGAAAUGGUUUCAUCCAUAAGUUUGUAUUUCCCAGUGAUCAAAUAUAUUAGGAAAAUAAUUUAUUCUUCUAAUCUCCAAAUUAGAUAUGAGCAUAAAAUGUCUUUGAUUGAACAUACUUGUUCAUCACUGAAGCUGGUGUAUUUGUUUUUUUUUUAAUCAUCCAGCAGUUUAUAGUACAAAACACAAGGAUACUGAUCCCUUCUGAACACUUGCAUAAGGAUGGAAUCUUGUGACUAAUACACUAUAAUUUUACUGAUGUCAGGCCUAAUUGUCAUUUACACUAAGGCCACUUUACAUUGCUCUGGCAAGCCAUGUCUACACUACAGAGCCAGUGCUAUCAUAGUUAUGCUGGCAUAGCUCUUCAGUGCACUUGCAGAACACACUGAUAGGAGGAGUUUUCUCCAUGUGUGAGAGCGCCACCUCCCUGAACAACAUUCUAAUGAAAGCAUUUUUCUGUCAGCAUAGUUGUAUCUACACUGGGGCUUUUGACAGCAUACCUGUGUCGCUAGGGGAUGUGAAUUUUUCACACUUCUGACCCAUAUAGCUAUGCCAGUAUAAAUUUGAAAUGUAGAUCAAGCCGCUGAUCCACCAAAGUGUCCUAAAAUGGAUGUAAAAGUAAUUUACACUCCACUUAAGAGGUCUCUUUGUAAUGCUAGAACAGUGUGAAGGGGCCUUAUUGCAAAUGAGAAUCAGAUCUGUCAUUUAUUACUGAACACCCAAAGGUCAUUAAAACUAUUUUAAGGCACUAGCAUAAAGUGAAAUAAGUCAAGAAAUCGAUCUAUGACAUUGAAAUGAUACACUUUUUAAAUAAAUACAUAUAUUUGGGGAAAGCAUUUCAGUUCAACUUUUAAGGCUUGACUUCACCCAUCCCAUAGCAAUAUGCAUUAAGAAAAAGAUGCGAGCCUUAAACUUAAAUGUCUUAACAGAAGUCAGAUUGUGCAAUAGCCUAAAUGUUGUUUAUAUUUUUUCUGGGUUUGUAUUCCAUUUUUAUAAAAAAGAUUAAGAAAGGUAAUAAAAUAUGUAUUUACUCAAGAACAUAACAGGUUCCUUUGGAGCUCUUAAAUUGAUUUUCAAUGCUAAAUAAUCUGAUCAGCUUUUUACUAGAGUUCCGGUAGAGGGUGGGGGAAGAGGAAAACUUUUUUUUUCUUUUUUUUUGGUGGAAAAUUUCUGAAAUUUCUAAACUGUUUCCAUUUUUCAGGGUUUUAAAUUGAUUCAUUUUUGGGGACAGUUUCCACAGCAUUUUAUGAUGCAGCCUACACGAACGGUUGUCAUGUGUAACACAACUUUCGAUCACCGCGAAAACACCGCCCUGGGAAAGCGUCCAUGCUUGAUAUCGUUUGGUUCAUGAACAUUAAGUUUCCAGUACAGGUAAAAUCCCAGAUGAAGCCAAAGCCCUCUCUUUAUUGGCUCCUGCUCCUACUAUGACAAGCCUGAUGCCUGGUGCAGGGUUGCUUCCUAUACCCACACCAACUCCGCUGACUACUCUUAGUGUUUCACUUAGCACGUUGGGAGCUAUACCAGCAGCAGCACUGGACCCUAAUAUUACAGCACUUGGAGAAAUACCACAGCCACCAAUUAUGGGAAAUGUGGAUCCUUCCAAAAUUGAUGAAAUUAGGAGAACAGUCUACGUUGGAAAUCUGAAUUCUCAGACUACAACAGCAGAUCAGCUGCUUGAAUUUUUUAAACAAGUUGGAGAAGUGAAGUUUGUGCGAAUGGCAGGUGAUGAGACACAACCAACACGGUUUGCGUUUGUGGAAUUCGCAGACCAAAAUUCUGUACCUCGUGCUCUUGCCUUUAAUGGAGUUAUGUUUGGAGACAGGCCACUGAAAAUAAAUCACUCCAAUAAUGCAAUAGUGAAACCUCCUGAAAUGACUCCACAAGCUGCUGCCAAGGAGCUGGAAGAAGUGAUGAAGAGAGUAAGGGAAGCCCAGUCUUUCAUAUCGGCAGCUAUUGAGCCAGAGUCUGGAAAGGGCAGUGAAAGAAAAGGCGGUCGAUCUCGUUCCCAUUCUCGUUCAGAGUCCAGAUCUAGUUCAAAAUCCCGAUCUAGAAGGAAAAGAUCACACUCAAAACGCAGGAGUAGAUCACACAACAGAUCACUCUCUAGUCAGAAGGAUAGGCGUAGAUCCAAAAGUCCUCCCAAAAAACGUUCCAAGUCUAAGGAAAGGCCGAAGUCAAGAAGUCGUUCUUGUUCCCGGGACAAGAAAAAAGACAAAGAAAACAAAGAAAGGGUCAAGGAAAAAGAGAAGGUCAAAGAGAAGGACAAGGACCGAGACAGGGAGAAGGAGAGAGACAGAGAUAAAGAAAAAGAGAGGGAGCGGGACAGAGACAAAGAGAGAAACAGGGACAAGGAUAGGGAUAGAGAUAAAGAAAAAGACAGGGACAAGGACCGAGAGAGGGACAGAGACAAAGAAAAGGAGAGGAACAAAGACCGGGAGAGGGUCAAGGAUAGGGAGAAGGACAGGGACAAAGAGAAGGAGGUAGUCCGGGACAAGAAGGAGAUGGACCUGGAGAAAGAGGGGGACAGGGACAAGGAAAAGGAUCGGGAGAAGGUUAAGGAGAAGGACAGAGAGAAGAAGGAGGGUGACAAGGAGAAGGACAAAGAUAAGGAAGGGGACAAAGACAAGGAGCGGGAAAGAGAAAAAGAGAGGUCCAAAGAGAGCGAUGAUAAAAAGAAGAAAGAGAAGAGAUCCAGAACACCGCCCAGAAGCUACAGUUCUCUAAGAAGAUCUCGUAGUUCUAGCAGAGAAAGGCGUAAGAGGAAGAGUAGAAGUCCUUCCAAGUCUCCAAAAACAUCCAGAACAUCAAAGAGAAAGUCCUCUCGGUCUCCAUCACCAAGGAGAAAUAAGAAGGACAAAAAGAGAGAGAGAGAAAGGGAUUCAAAUAAUGAAAGAAAAGAGAGAGAGCAAUCCACAUCCAAGAAAAAAAGUAGCAAAGAAAAAGAUGGGAAAGAGAAGUCUGACAAAACCACUACUACACUGAAGGACAAAGAUCACACUAAAGAGGAUCCAAAUUCAGAAAUUAACAAGGCAGGAGACAACAAAGAUACACAAAGGACAGAUGAAGUCAGACUACAACAGAAUGGGAACUGUCAACCAAAUGAAGAAAACCUCCCAGUUAAAAUGGAAGAGGUAUAAAGUAACGAAUGGACCUCUGACUCAACUGUGGGAUGAAUCCAAAGCUUUUUAUUUCCCUGAAAGAGGAAGAAAACAUCAAAGCAAUCUACUGAGCAGGAUGAUAUGUACUAGUAGCUCUUCCAAUCCUUGUGAUAGCUUUGUUCUCUUCUUGCUAGAAAGCAAGAAAGACCAUGGACCAGUAAUAUAUGCCAUGAUAAAGGCAAAUGUCAUCAGAACUAUUCAUCUGUGAGAAUCCAUGCAUUUCCAUGAUGGCUGUACUUAUUUGUAAAAUGAUUUAUGUUAACUUUUGCCAAGAACUGUUUCAAAUAAGUGGAAAUUGAAAGAUGUAGACCUGUAUAAGCUGAAGGUAUGCAUUGGAAGUUGUUAAAAUAUUUCUGGUUAAUGAA